GUUCGUAAAUAUCUCGAAAACAAGGCCCAAACAUAUUCCAAUUGCAACAAUAUAUUUCACUCACACUCAUCUCAGAUCCCUUCUUCUAACCCUUACCAUCUUCCUCUUUACCCUUUUCAUUUUCUGUAACAGUUAACACAAACAACAUACACAAACCUCAAACAACAACAAAGAAAGAACCACCACAACCUCUGUCACAAACAAACGUUGUCUUUUCUCCUUCACUAAUCGUGUCGGAGAAUUUGAUUUUGUCGCAGGUUUCGAGAUCUGGUUGAUCUAAAACCGUUAAACGGUAAACAAUCUGGUUAAUUUAUUCAACAACUUGUGUAGAAGCUACUUGUUAACGUUAACUGUUAAGGUUGUUGUCUCUAUUUGGAUAACAGAAUUUGUGUUGGUUAGUAACACAGUAACGACAUCGUUUUUGGUUUUUUGUUCUGUUUUGUUGGUGGUUUCUGAAAUCUGGUACCUUAAACUUGGAUCUAUAACUAAGAUUAGUGUUAAAUGGAGACACUUGUUGUUGUAGCUCAACAUAGGAACCAAUACUAUAGUAGUAGAUCUAAAGCACAAGAUCAUGGUAGAUUUGGUUCUUCUUCACCUUCUAGUCAAUUUAGAGGAAUCAAUUGUAGAACUUUUCAAACUGGGUCGGGUAUUUUACCAACACCAUUCAAUUCUACUACUACUACUACUGCUACACCUGAUAAUGAUACUAAAUCAAAAACAACCUUAACUACUCCAAUUUCAAAAUCUGAUACCAAAAGUUGUUUUACCAAAGUUGAACCAAGUAGUGCACCAGUUCCUAUCAAAGGUUGUAAAAAGGAGAUUACUUUUGUUGACCCUAAUGGUAGUUUUUUACUUUCUGAACUUUGGGCUGGACCAACUUACUCUAAUUCACCACCGCCGAGUUCUUUGCCUAUUCCGAAAUUUUCAGUUAGGCCAAAGAGGACUGUGUCUCUUGAUCUUCCUAGUUUGUCUUCACUUGAGUCUGAAUUGCGCAAAAUUGCUAACUCUGCGCCUUGUUCCCCUCGUCAGGAGGAUUCCCCUUUUGCUAGAGAUUUUCUUGUUAAUGAUGAUUCUGCGACUAGGACUCUUUGUCGCAUUCUGAACCUUAACUUGGAUGACGAUGAAUGAUGCUCGAAGGAGCAAAUGGUUACUGUAAAUAAGUCUUUUUUAUUUAUUUAUUGAAGUCGGGUUAGUGUUAGUUUGUUAGUUUCUUUGUGUAUAUAGAGUGGCCAAAUAAAAUUUAUGGUACGUGUUUGGUUGGUUGAGACUUGAGAUUGUGUGUAGCUUUCAGUAGUGGUGUGGUACCCUUGACAAUAAUGAUGAUGAUUAGUGGCUGUGGUGGGUUGACAUUCUCCAGGUUUUGGAAAUAUGAUCAGGUUUGAAUGUGGAAAAAGGGUAAAUGGGUGUAUAUGUAUGGCUCUAUCGGGAGCAGGUUUUGGUUUGUGACUUAGUUGACAUGGAUGGAAGGCUGCAGGGAAAAUGGUAUGGAGGUAGAGAUGAUGGUAAUUGGUAGGAGUGGUAUGAUGGAAUAGACUUGGUUGACGACUAUGCUUUAUUUAGUUUGGCCUGAUGAAAGUUACUGGUUUAUAUUCAAGCUUCGUUCCGAAUUCAUAAUAUAUAUAGUUUACAGCAUCAUUUCUUCAAAGAAUGAUUAACUUAAUUCUGAUUAAGGAUUUAAGCCUCUUGCUUUAGUACAUACUCUAGGUUGUAUCUAAUCUUGAACUUAAACUCUUUUGAGAUCAAUCCUUUGGUCCUUUAUCCCCCUUUCAAAUUUUCUUUCUUAUCCCUUCAAAUUUUCUUUUAUUAUCAUCUUCCUUUAUCAUAUAUGUACUCUUCUAGUCUUCUAUAUGGUCGACUGUUUAGAAGUUAGUAAUUAGUUACUACCUUUCUUUCCAAUCUUCCUUUUCUCCUAGUUACUUACCUUUCUUUCCGGAAAUUGUCCCCUUACCAUCUUUUCUGAUUUUUGAAAAGAAAAGCUGGAAGGUUUUGGUUAUAUAAUCUUUUGUAGCUGAAUGCCUUAGUUCUGUAGGUUAAAUCCUUGUCACACCAUGUUACUUACUAUAUCCCUUUAAUCCCGUAUAUUUCCCGUUUUCACCUAUAUCUUCACCUGAAUUAUCCUCCAUGGAGAGUGUUGACUAUACUAUGCCUAAAUUAAGGGAGGUGUUACUGCACCGAUGCUGUCAUCUUCUACAUCGCUGGUUCAACUACAAGUUUGUCUUUGUUCGUGGAGUUCCCUGUAGUAGUUCGUAAACUUUCAUGUGUUUCUUUCUGUGUUUUUGUGAUCAGUUGGACUUUCUUGAUCUGAUGAAAUAAUUGUUUAGCGACUGUGGUCUGCAUUUCAUGUCUUAUAUCUUAGUUAAGUAUUAAGUACUUGUAUUAUCUACUCAAAUUAUAGGAUUGCUUUGAAACCUAUGAGCCUAUGAUACUGUUUUAUGUUUUUAUUCUAAUGUGGACGUAGUUACUUUGUUCUUAAAUUGAAAUUUGUCAGUCUUUGGUA
Trifolium pratense (red clover) is the source of this 2497-nucleotide messenger RNA. RefSeq lists its product as uncharacterized. The coding region runs from base 502 to 1128 and encodes 208 amino acids. NCBI's taxonomy places the organism in Eukaryota, Viridiplantae, Streptophyta, Magnoliopsida, Fabales, Fabaceae. The record is from RefSeq and is a predicted model, not a curated record. The transcript is spliced from 3 exons.